Messenger RNA from Osmerus eperlanus (European smelt), 3194 nucleotides. RefSeq names its product chromodomain helicase DNA binding protein 1-like (gene chd1l). The record is from RefSeq and is a predicted model, not a curated record. Gene Ontology annotation, molecular function: DNA helicase activity; ATP binding; ATP-dependent chromatin remodeler activity. Gene Ontology annotation, cellular component: nucleus. Gene Ontology annotation, biological process: DNA repair; chromatin remodeling. Lineage: Eukaryota; Metazoa; Chordata; Actinopteri; Osmeriformes; Osmeridae. The transcript has 25 exons. Bases 113 to 3121 code for a protein of 1002 amino acids.
GCACACCCAUGUGACCAUCGGAUGCGGAAGUCGCAUUUGAAGCGAACUUUGGCGCUUGACAGAUUGUGCUUCUUACUAUAGUUACAUUCUGUAGCCUAUAAAAGUUUGAAAUAUGACAAGCUUCACUCAGAAAAUAAAAGACAGUGUGCCAGAUAAACCGAUGAUAAAUCUUGGCGAAAGCGACUUGCAGAAAUGGGGCUUGCAAGGGAUUACGCUGAGAACGUAUCAGUUGGAUGGAGUGAGGUGGCUCGUUCAGUGCCUUAAGAAUCAAGAAGGAUGCAUUUUAGGGGACGAAAUGGGCCUGGGCAAGACUUGUCAGACCAUCUCUCUGCUGGUGUACAUGAGCGGAGCUCUGGGGAUCAAGGGGCCAUUUCUGGUGCUCAGCCCGCUCUCUGUCAUGGACAACUGGAGAACAGAGAUGAAACGUUUUUCUCCAGGGCUGACGGUUUUGAGUUACACUGGAGACAAGGACACGAGGGCAGAGCUACAGAGAAACAUGGACACCAUGGACUUUCAGGUUCUGCUGACUACCUAUGAGCUGUGUCUCAAAGACGCCACGUUCUUAAAGAAGCGGAAUUGGAAGAUUCUUGUGGUAGACGAGGCCCACAGGUUGAAGAAUCAGAACUCGUUGUUGCACAAAACCCUGACUGAGUUUUCUGUGGACUUUAGAGUCCUGUUGACUGGGACCCCCAUCCAGAACAACCUGCUGGAGGUCUACUCCCUGCUUAACUUCAUCCAGCCCAGCCUUUUCGCCGCGGACGAGAAGGACAACUUUGUUGACACAUACGCCCAUGUACAGUCCCAACCUACUCUUGCCAGCGAUCUCCAGAGCAUCCUGCAGCCCUUCCUGCUGCGCAGGGUGAAGGCCGAGGUGGCUGCCGACCUGCCCAGGAAGACAGAGCUGGUGGUGUACCACGGCAUGUCAGCCCUGCAGAAGAAGUACUACAAGGCGCUCCUGAUGAAGGACCGCGAUGCCUUCGGACGUGAGGAGGCCGGCAAGACACGACUGCUGAAUAUCCUGAUGCAGCUGAGGAAGUGCGUGGACCACCCCUACCUGUUUGACGGUGUGGAGCCUGAGCCCUUUGUGAUGGGGGAGCAUCUUGUUGAAGCCAGUGGGAAGCUCUGUCUGCUGGACAGCAUGCUGUCCUAUCUACAUGAAGGGGGCCAUCGUGUGUUGCUGUUCUCCCAGCUGACCCGGAUGCUGGACAUAGUGCAGGACUACAUGGAGUACAGAGGAUACAGCUAUGAGCGCCUGGAUGGCUCUGUCAGGGGAGAGGAGAGGAACCUGGCUAUCAAGAACUUCAGCAGCAAGGAUGUGUUUGUCUUCCUGCUCAGCACCAGAGCAGGGGGAGUAGGGAUGAACCUGACAGCUGCGGACACGGUCAUCUUCAUGGACAGCGACUUCAACCCCCAGAAUGACUUGCAGGCAGCUGCGCGUUGUCAUCGCAUUGGUCAAACCAGGGCUGUAAAGGUGAUCCGUCUCCUGGGUAGAGACACGGUGGAGGAGAUUGUGUAUUCCCGGGCCGUCUCCAAGCUGCGCCUCACCAACACCGUGAUCGAGGAGGGCCGCUUCUCCCUGCUGGAGAAGGCCCAGUCUGCUGCUGCCGGGCUUCAGUUGAGUGAAGUCCUCAAGUUCGGAGUAGACAAGCUGCUGUCGUCCGAGGAGAGUACAGUCCAGGAAGUAGACCUAAGUUUGAUCCUGGGUCCGUCGCGGGGCGGGGAGUGGCUAUCCAACGAUGACCUGCCCAGGGUAGAAGAGGAGGACUCCGAACCCGACAGCCAGAACCACAUGUACUGCUUCGAGGGGAGAGACUACUCCAGGGACCCCAGCUCUGAGGACCGGCGCAGCUUUGAGCAGCUGCUGGAGGAGCAGUUGGAAGGGCAGGAGGAGGCUGGGGGAGAGGGGCGCGCUCUGCGCCACAAAGCUGGAGGCGCUCUGGCGGGGCCUCUGGGGCUGGCGCCGAGGAAGAGGAAGGUCCUGAGCGAGGCAGAGCUGGAGGCGAGGAGGAAGAGGGGGCAGGAGGCUGCGGCCAAGAGGGCCAAGCUACUGGAGGACAGGAAGAGGAACCAGCAGGAGCAGAAACAGAAGAAGAAGAUGGCGUGGUGGGACUCUUGCGGGUACAGAUCCAGGUGCUUACCCUCGGUGGAGAGUGAGGAAGAGGAGGAGGACGGCAGCAUCUGCUCCACAGAUUCCGAACACGCGGCCAUCCGCUACGUGCUGGGGGACGUGACCCAUCCGCACGCUGCCGGCGGGGACGCCAUCAUAGUACACUGUGUUGAUGACUCCGGAAGGUGGGGCAGGGGCGGGCUGUUCUCAGCACUGGAGGUACGCUCCGAUGAGCCACGCAAACAGUACGAGCUGGCAGGAAAGAUGAAGGAUCUGGAACUUGGGCGUGUGCUGCUGUUCCCGAUAGAUGACCGACAGUCCAGACUGGAUGGCCAAGACCAUCUGGCGCUGGCAGUGGCACAGCACAGAGAUCAGGCCAACAAGCUGUCUGGUAUCCUGCUGCCCUCCCUCGAGGAAUCCCUCAGGGCAAUCUCUCUUGUGGCGAGAAGGAAAAAAGCAAGCGUUCACCUGCCGAGGAUCGGCCACUCCACCGGAGGGUUUAACUGGUAUGGUACAGAGAGGCUGAUCAGAAAGCACCUGUCGUCCCAGGGUGUAUCCACCUCCAUAUACUACUACAGCAGGACUGCGUCUGCUAAGGCUACGGCAGCAGCAGUACCCGGUACCUCCACAGGAGGGGCGUUGUCUCCGGCGCGGUCCCCAGGAUCGGACGGGCCCAGUGCGGGGGAGGAGGAGGAGUGUGAGGGGGGCCCCGGAGGCUCCAGCCUGCCUGACUUCAUGAAGGGAGUUCACGUCUUCUUCUACAACCUGGCUGCCUCGGAGCGGAAGAGGCUGGCUCGCUACCUGCUGUCGUAUGAUGGCGAGGAGGAGGAGGUCAUGAGUUCAGAGGUCACACACAUUGUGGCCGAGGUGGAAAGUCCCAUCCACUCACAGGAGCUCAGGGAACUCAUGCAGAAGUUUCCUCAGGCAAUCCCCACACGCAAGUUGUGGCUGGACACCUGCUUCUCUAGGCAGAGGAACGUGGACCAUCAACAGUUUAUGCAUCUAUUCAGUUAACGUUGAGCUGUUAAUUGGUUUGUAGAUUUUUUGAGGUAAAAAUAAAUGUAAAAUCAUUAAAAACAAGUUGGAU